AUGGCGUCUACGUUAAAUUCUUUGAGGGAUACCCUCUUUUCGAACCCCGUGGCGGCUACCGUUGCCGAUGCGUUGAACUCCUUCUCCGAGCGACGAGCUAAACUCGGCCUCUCGAACCCGGGUACUGUCGAGAACCUGGCCAAGGAAGUCCAGCGCGAUGUUCUCCUUCAGGGAUACAUGUUCACCGGCAUCAAGGCCGACCUGACCAAGAUGUUCAGCGUCUCGCCGCUUUUCCAGGUCUCCCACCAGUUCGCUAUGAGCGAGCGUCUCAGCCCCUACAAUUUCGCGGCCCUUUACGGCACCAACAAUGUCUUCCUCCAAGCUCAAGUGGAUAACGAGGGACAAUUGUCGAGCCGAUUCAACUGGCGAUGGCACGACAAGUUUGUGAGCAAGACCCAGCUCCAACUCUCCAACGACGGGUCGAACAUGGCUCAGAUCGAGAAUGAGUAUACCGGCGAUGACUUCACCGCCUCGCUUAAGAUGCUGAACCCUUCGUACCUUAACGGCGGUCUGACCGGCAUCUUCGUUGGAAGCUAUCUUCAGUCCGUAACCUCCAAGCUGGGCCUCGGCUUCGAGACCGUCUGGCAGCGCGGUGUCCUCACCCAGCCCCCCGAGACAGCCGUCUCGCUCUGUGCGCGCUACAAGUCGGAUGAUUGGGUUGCCACUGCUCAGCUUCAGACCCAGGGUGCUCUUUCGGCCACCUACUGGCGUCGUAUCUCCGAGAAGGUCCAGGCCGGUGUUGACAUGUCUCUUGCCCUUGUCCCCAGCCAGGCUGGUCCUCUAGGAGGCGGAAUCUCCAAGGAGGGAACCACCACUGUCGGUGUCAAGUAUGACUUCAGGAUGUCCACCUUCCGUGCUCAGUUCGACUCCAAGGGCAAGAUUGGUCUGCUCGUUGAGAAGCGAGUUGCACCUCCCGUCAUGAUGACAUUCGCUGCCGAGGUUGAUCACUUCGCGCAACAAGCCAAGGUUGGCGUCGGCGUAUCGGUCGAGGGUGGAAGUGAUGAGCUCGAGCAGCAGCACGAGAUGAUGGGUCAAGCACCCCCGUCUCUCAACAUCCCCUUCUAG
This is a messenger RNA of Scedosporium apiospermum, 1065 nucleotides long. RefSeq names its product Mitochondrial import receptor subunit tom-40. Bases 1 to 1065 code for a protein of 354 amino acids. The transcript has 3 exons. Gene Ontology annotation, molecular function: transmembrane protein transporter activity. The record is from RefSeq and is a predicted model, not a curated record. Gene Ontology annotation, biological process: protein import into mitochondrial matrix. NCBI's taxonomy places the organism in Eukaryota, Fungi, Ascomycota, Sordariomycetes, Microascales, Microascaceae. Gene Ontology annotation, cellular component: mitochondrial outer membrane; mitochondrial outer membrane translocase complex.